Bipolaris oryzae ATCC 44560 is the source of this 516-nucleotide messenger RNA. RefSeq lists its product as uncharacterized. The record is from RefSeq and is a predicted model, not a curated record. NCBI's taxonomy places the organism in Eukaryota, Fungi, Ascomycota, Dothideomycetes, Pleosporales, Pleosporaceae. The transcript is spliced from 3 exons. The coding region runs from base 1 to 516 and encodes 171 amino acids.
AUGUUUUUCGCCAAGCUUAUAAAAACUCUCCUUCUUGCUUUCCCCAGCGCUUCUAGUGCUUUCAUCAUUCCCGAGGGCACUGGAGAUGGUGUCUACAAGCAACAUGUCGAUGCCAAUGGUGUUGAUAUCCACGUCAAGAUUGGCAACACCACGGACUUCUCUGCCACUGAAUUGAGCGCUUACACCAAGAUAGUGAACUCCAUUCGCUCUCCAAGCCUUCAGGCCUGCGAUGGCACUUUUUGCAACCAGGGCGCUGACAAAGCAAAUAUGCAUCCUGGCUGCAGUGAUUAUGGGCCGACCAUGGGUCACCACAACUACUACUCUGUUCGUGGCAAUACCGUUGCAAUCCCUUGCGACCGUGCUAUCAACUCGGUCCAAUGCACUGCGAGUAGACGUGCUCAGACGAGCAGACACAUCAUGGAAAAAUGCGGGUGGCACCAUGCUGGAUGGUGGGAGGAGCAUUUGAUUAGCUACGGUUACGAUAAUGGCAGAUGUUUCUGCAGUGAAUGCGUGUAA